Messenger RNA from Malus domestica (apple), 3294 nucleotides. NCBI's taxonomy places the organism in Eukaryota, Viridiplantae, Streptophyta, Magnoliopsida, Rosales, Rosaceae. The record is from RefSeq and is a predicted model, not a curated record.
CCCCCGUCAAGGCCCAAAAGCAAUCCGAAGCUAAGCGCUAGUUAGAAAAGCAUUUUUCCAGUCCACUCGUCUCAUGUAUGAUGUCGGCUCCAGAGUUCCUCCAUUGCUUCCAAUUCCUCUUCUUUUAAGGGGAGUGUGGAUUGAUUCGUACUAGUCAACACCCAAUCAAGGAUAACCAAAGGAAAUAGGAAUGGAGAGUGCUAGAAUAGCAAGGUGUAGUUAUCGUGCAGUUACUGUUGUCAUUGAUUUGUUGGAACACAGUAAAUAUGCAGAUAUCUGUAAAGAGAUAUGUUUAAGGUUUAAACAACUGACAGUAGGGAGUUUUGAGCUGACAUAUUCUCUUCCUGAGCACCCUAAUUGCUUGCUGCAAUCAGAUAUGGAUGUGCAUUUGAUGCUUAUGUGUUUAUCUAUGUUGAAGAGUAGUUUUGUUGACAUUUCGGUCAAGGAUCUUGUAAGUUCAAAUAAUGAGGAUGGCAAUAUUGCAGCGCCUAAUCCUCCACCUCAGUGUCGUGCUGUUUGUAAUUAUGCAGCUUCUGAUCAGACACCUCAUACUCAUAGUCAUGCAGUUUCUAAUCAUGAAGCGUGUGAUCAUGAUGCAACUAAUCAUGCAACAACUGAUCAUCUAGCUUCUGAUCAGGCAGCGUCUAAUCAUGCAACGCCUGGAGCACCUAAUCAUGCAGCACCUGGAGCUCCUAAUCGUACAUUGUCUGAUGAUGCAACAUCUAAUCUGGCAACUUCUAAUAAUGCACCAUCUAGUGAUGCAACUUCUAAUCAUGCAGCUUCUCACCGUGCAGCGUUUAUUGAUGUAAUAUCUAACCAUGAUGUGUCCAAUCAUGAAGUAUCUAAUCACGUAGCGUUUGAUGAUGUGAUAUCUAAUCAUGCAUCGUGUGAUGAUGUAAUAUCUAAUCAUUUAGCGUCUUCAUCAUGCAUGUUAGAUAGCAUCUCCAGAUUUCAGGAAAGUGAUACACACUUGUCUCAGGGUUGGAAGGAAUACAUUGAUCAUGUAGGCCAGAAAUUUGAAGGGGGUGCAACUGGAUUUCGUACGAAGUUGUGUAUGUAUGCCUUUGCGAUGGGAUUUCGUUUUGCUUAUGUAAAGAAUGAUAAGGACCGUGUUAUUGCUGAAUGUUUUAAGAAGAUUUCAGAUGGCUGUAGUUGGCGUGUAUAUGCUUCAGUUUGUCGGUUGAAUGGUUUUUUCUACAUAAAGACUCUAAAUAAUGUUCACACUUGCACGGGUGUUAACCGUGAGGAGAAAAGUAAGAUGAUGAAUGCAAAGAUCGUAUCUUCUAUUUUGGUUGAUCAAAUCCGGGGGAAACCGUCUAUUAAGCCAGUAGAUAUUGUCAAGGAUUUUAAGCAGAAUUAUGGUCUUGAUAUCCCUUACCAUACUGCAUGGUACGCAAAAGAAAUGGCUAAGAGUGAAGUUCAUGGUGAUGAAUCCUCAUCGUAUAGUCGAUUGGUUGGUUAUAAUAAUGUUUUAAUGUCAAGCAAUCCAGGGUCGCAUUGUGUCUUGGAUUGUGAUCCCAAGACUUCUCGCUUUCGGAGAUUGUUUAUUUGUUAUGGUGCUUGCAUUGAAGGUUUUCAGUGGUGCAGACCGUUGUUGUUCGUAGAUGUGACUGUUCUAGAAAGUAAGCAUGAAGGCCAACUAAUUGGUGCCACCGGGAAGAAUGGAAAUCAAGGAUCGUUCCCCUUUGCGUUUGCUAUUGUGGACUCAGAAAAUGAGGAAAAUUGGAGCUGGUUCUUUGAAAAUUUAGCUAAAAUUUUGACCCCGCAAGGUAGGACAGUUACAUUUGUAUCUGAUCAGAACAAAGGUCUCGUUGAAGCUGUUUCAAACAUAUUUCCAACAUCCCCUCAUGCAUUUUGCUUGCAAAAUUUGAAACAGAACCUUUUAUCUAAAUUUCCAUCUACUUAUGGUAAAUUUUUGCGGGAUCGAAUUGUUGAUCUUUUUUCGAAAUGUGCACAUGCUCCCACUAAAGCUGCUUUUGAGGUUAAUUUGAGAAAUUUGAAACAUGAGGGUGGUGCUCCUGUUAUGACCUUUCUCGAGGAUCUUCCUAAGGAGAAGUGGUCAUAUGCCUACUUUAAGGGUAAUCAAUAUGGUGAAACAUGCAACAAUGUUUCAGAAACAUUUAAUUCUUGGAUUUUGGAGCUAUGUGGCUUGCCCAUCUUUCAUAUGGUUGAUGGCAUCAGGAUUAAACUCAUGAGAAUGAUGGCUGAGUUGAGUCGUGAAGCAGAGCAAUGGUCUUCUGUUCUAUGCCCUGAGAUGGAGAAAACCUUGAACGAAAUAUUGAUGCUUGGUAGGAAUUGGAAUGUCAGUCGUUCUACUGCUUCUGUAUAUGAGGUGCAUGCCGAUUAUUCUGUUAUGGUUGAUCUGCAUAAUCGUCUAUGCACCUGUCAUGAGUGGCAAAUUAAAGGCUUUCCAUGUGUUCAUGCACUUGUUGCUGUACAAAAACAUUCUGGUAUCAUUUAUGAAUAUAUUGAUGACCUCUUCAAGUCAAGCUACUUUAGAAGUUCAUACGGGUUUCGUAUCUCUCCUGUACCUGACACUAAGAACGUGAUGGAUGAGGGUUCAGAAGAUGUUAUCAUGCCUCCGCCUACUAAGAAGAGAAGAGGUAGACCAAGGACUAAAAUGCCAAAAUCUCUUGGUGAAGUUUAAAAGGGGUAAAUUAAAUGUUUUGGCUGCUGAAUGAAGAUAAUAGCUUUUGGAGAACACAGGAUGAACUGAGUUUACCGAAUUGUGUAAAUUUUAAGAAUAACUUAAGGAUUUUUUUUCAGUAAAGUAAUCAAUUUAGAAACAGAAAAGUAAGGACUCUUCGAGCUCUCUCUUCUUGCAACCCUCAACAAUAUCCUUCAGUGAUAAUAUUUUCCAACAAACCAGGUGUAUUGAUUGAUUAAAUCAGGUGGGAUAAAUAUUCAAAUAAUGUGCUGGGAUUUCAAUAAACUCGAAGCUUAGAAGUUUUCGUCUUGUUGGAUGGAUGAUAUGUAAAUUGUAUUUUCGUUAUUCUUAUAAUCAAUUAGAAUGCAUUGGGGGUCGAUUUGGUUUUAUGGCGGGUGCAGUACAUCCAAGUUAAGAUUGAGUUCAUUCUGUUCGUAUUGCUGUAGGUUCCCAGAUCCUUCGGAAUCUCGUUAACUAGUUUUUCAGAACUUGACUUGAGAUGGAUGGUGUUCAAGUUAUAUUAGCUUUUAACAAUCUGGAUUUUACCAAUUUCGUUAUUGGGGUCAUGAACCAGAAUGGAGUUUUUCUUUUUCUUUUGAUUUUCUGUCACUUGUUUAUACCUUAUGACAUUUUAUGUUCAUUCCCAA